Funneliformis caledonium is the source of this 909-nucleotide messenger RNA. NCBI's taxonomy places the organism in Eukaryota, Fungi, Glomeromycota, Glomeromycetes, Glomerales, Glomeraceae. The record is from the annotation of a GenBank genome assembly.
AUGCCUCCGAGAUUUGGAGAUCAAGCGACAACCGAGGUUCCUGAAGCAGAUCAAAUCCCAUUUUCUCUUGAAAGACCAUACCCAGUCACUAACCUAAAACCCGUUAAAGUCCCUUUACCUUAUUAUGUUGAUCGUGGAAAAAUGAUUCUUCGACCAGAGACCAGACGCUUUUGGAAAUUUGCUAGUUGGUAUGCAAUAGCUUCUUGUGCAAUUAUUUGUAAAGUUUUUUUAAAGUUCUGUACUUCGUCAACUACUGUUUAUAAUAAAGAACCAUUUUUAAAAGUUUUGAUGGAUCCUAAUAGAACUCGUCCAAUUUUAACUGUUGCAAAUCAUCUAUCAACAGUUGACGAUCCGUUACUUUGGGGAAGUUUGCCAUUUAGGGCCAUCUUAAACCUUCAAAGGAUACGUUGGACACUUGGCGCUCAAGAGAUAUGUUUUAAAACCCCUACUCGUUCGCUAUUUUUUGCUCUAGGCCAAGUUAUUCCAACUGUUCGAGGUGCUGGAAUUUAUCAACCCGCAAUGAAUUUCGCAAUAGAGAAAUUGAAUGAAGGCAAAUGGGUUCAUAUGUUCCCCGAAGGAAAAGUAAAUCAAACUGUAGAUAUGUUGCGAUUCAAAUGGGGAAUUGGUCGUCUAAUGAUGGAAUCAACGAAUUUACCCAUCAUGGUUCCUUUAUGGCAUAAGGGUUUCGAAGAAAUCAUGCCAGAAAAUAGAAAUCAUCCACGGUUUCCGAUAUUGGGUAAAAAAAUUGUAAUCGCUUAUGGAAAUCCUAUAGAUUUUAAAGAUCUCCUGAUUGAUUAUCAUGAAGGGAAAGCUAAUGAAGUGUUGACUCGAAUAAGUAUUACAGAUACAAUCUUCCGUGCAAUGGAUGAAUUACAGAAAAAUGUUGAAGUUAGAAAAUUAAAUGACUAA